Messenger RNA from Acaromyces ingoldii, 2582 nucleotides. RefSeq lists its product as hypothetical. The record is from RefSeq and is a predicted model, not a curated record. Lineage: Eukaryota; Fungi; Basidiomycota; Exobasidiomycetes; Exobasidiales; Cryptobasidiaceae. The transcript has 2 exons. The coding region runs from base 178 to 2337 and encodes 719 amino acids.
CUCCGAGAUUAUUCCUGUUGCCGGCAUCAAAUGGCCCUCAGUACACAAGGUCGUCGGAAGGCCAUGGGGUGCGGUGAAAGCCGUGCCCGACCACCAGCCAGUCAUAGACAGGAGGAGACUGCAAUGCCACGAUGAUCACUGGCGCCCCUCGGCGCUGAGGACAAGCAGACAACGACGAUGCUCGACUACCCUCGAUUCGGCGAAGAUGGUCCAGCAGUCCUCGGCAGGCUGACGCCCUCGCAAUGGGCCGCGGCGGCCUGGCUGCCUACCGUGGGCAUCCACGUCGCCUUACCCAUCAUAACGCAAUUUCUCGUCCUGUACGAGUACCUGCUCCACGCGCCGUCCGAGGUCGACAUCUGGCGAAGGCUUUCGAGCCGCAGGAGUCGGCUCAAGACAAGGGCCAUUCAACCGUGGGCCACGCUCUGGCUCCGCUACGGAAGCGUAUCCUUUGGCAUCCUCGCGAUUGUACGACAGUGGGGAAAUGACUUUGCCUGGUCCCGUUGCUCGCACGUCGUUGUGCCCCUCUUCUUCGCUUCAUCGGCCAUGCUUUCGGUUCUCACGGCUUCCAUCUCGGCCUGGCGCUGCCUCACGAUUGCACGCGCUGCCAUGGGGGGAGGUGCCACCCGGUGGUACGGCCUGACACAGGCCAUUGUCUGCCUCUGCCUCGUCGCACGCUUCGCCGCAAAUGUCAUCGCCUUUACCUUGCAGUCCUACAUCGCCCCUCCCACCUCGAUGACCAACACACGGACGACGUGUUUCGCCUUUGAAGAAGCGGCCUUCGAACAGCUCCGUCUGGUGUCAAACGAAGACGACCUGCCCAAGCGAAUUUUUGCUUUUGUCGGCCUUCUCGCAACAGUCUUCAUUAGCGAUGCCACCUUUGCCAUCGUCUCCUUUACUGGUAUCGCCUCGCUUGAUGCCCAGAUUCAGCCCCAGAGCGGUCUCCUACGAAUUCUUCGGAUGAACAGCAUCACUCACUACUCUAUCCUGGCGCUCUCCAAUGUCGGCACUCUCAUCUUCUACUGCCUCACCCUGGACCCCUUUACCGUGCACCUCACCGCUGCCAUUGGCGCAAUCAUUGGCAUUCGCGUCCUCAUCUCUGAGCAGGAGUCCGUCCUAGCCGCUUCACACCACUACGACAACACGACUCCAUGGAUCAGCGGCGCGCAACCACCUCCUCGCAAUCUGCACGGCGGUCUGAGUGGUGCAUUGAGCUUUCAGGCAGGUGCAACGCCCAUGGCCGCUGUUGCCUCUCGCUCCAUCUUUGCGCCUGCUGCCACCACCAUUGGCAUGGCGCAUAAUCAUCACCAUCACCACCCUCAUCAUCCUCCCUCUCAUUCUCAUCAUCAAACGACGACAGUCGCAAAUGCCGCCUCGGUGCCAGGAGGGGAUGGGCAUAGACUAACGAGGUUGGCAAGCAGACCAGAGGGAAGCAGCGAAGAUGAGAUGGACCACCAGGACGAUGUCAUCGUCAUGCACGAUGACGACGAGGACGAGGACGAGGACGAAGCUCCAAGGUACUGCUGCGAUGAAGAUGACGAGAAGAUGGGACAGGGCGACGACGAGGAGAAGCAGAAGCAGGAAGGGACAGAGGAUCCUUCGAAGCAGAAUUUGGAAGGAGCAGCGGCCAAUCAAGUCGAAGCAGGGAAUCAGAAGAAAAGGAAAAAGAUGCGAUGGGGAAGAAUCGGCAGGCGUGGGGAAGAAUCACAGGUCUUUCCAGGUACCUCUCUGGCUCCUGCUGCUACUCAAUCCAAGCGACGGCAAGUCCAACCAACUCAGCCACUCUCAAACCAGCAGAAGCAACGACAAGGAGCAGCAGCAGCAGCUGCUGCUGCGGCUGGUCCUCUGUGCAAGCUGUGCCGUCAACCGUUGAUCUGGCAGGAAGGCCGGAUGUCCCUCGGCCUACUGGCACGGCCUCCACGUCAUCCGCACGUCAAGAGGCGCGGGGCAGGUCUGACCGACAUCGACGCCGUCACGGUCCUGGAACAUGGUCGAAGCAUCGAUCGGCCCUGGCCAAUGUGGCCCUCGGACUGCAUCGCUGCGGAAGAAGACGAAGAGGGUGAGGACGAGGAGGGAAGAGACGUAGGGACGACGAGCGUCGGUGGCGGGGUGGCGUUGAAUGCGUUGGGCAGGGACCGGCUAAGGACCGGCGAAGAAGAAAACCAUUUGAGGGCCACGGUGGGCAAUUGGGCGAGAGGCGUUGUACCAGGAGCAGCGGAACUGGACAAAAAGGACACCGUCAGCGUCGGGAGAGAAGAUGUGAAGGAGGAGGAGCAGACGACGAGAGUGUCCUCUGAUGAAAGGGGAGUCAGUCCCAGGCAAGAAGAAGAAAGUGGCUAAGACCAGGUGGAGGGUGCAUGGGCAGACUUCCGCUGCGGGCCAAGGGCGAGCGAAGCCGACGAUGCGUCGUGAGCUGGUUCAGCGAUGAUGCUUCAUUCAAGCUUCAAGGGCCCUUUCCUUGCCCAGACCAAGACGGCCAGCCUGUACGCUCUGCUCGGGCGUUGUUCUAAAUGUCACCCUGAUGGACAUUACUUGCAAAUAAGCUCCACUUUCCCAAUCUUUCUACGAUGUGUGUGUGUGUGUCU